UUCGCUUGCAUCAGCGUGCGUGGACUGCACUUACCGGCAAAAGUUGUCUGAUCUGCCACUCCUGUUUAUAAGUAGACAUCUCCGCAACCAGGUGUGGGAUAGUAGACAGCAACCAGCCAUGAUGAAGCUCUUUGUUAGCGAAGGCAACCCGCACUGCCUUAAAGUGUUAGCUGCCUUGGAAACAGCUGGAGUGCGGUGUGACGUCCAGGUUGUCAGCCAUGAAGAAAAGCCUGUGCCAUUCCUGAGUCGUCCAUCUUUGCCAGCGCUGCUCCUCUCUAAUGGACAGCAUCUUUUCAGCCCCAAUGCCAUAUGCCGAUACAUGUUUGAAGUGAGUGGACAAGAAUGCACUGAGCUUUGCAAUCAGUGGCUGGAAUGGGAGGCCACAGAUCUUCAGCCUGCUCUGCUACAGGCCCUUCAUAUGGCGGUGCUUCAGGGAAAAGCAUCAGAUGUCCCCAAAGUCCUCACUGUGCCUCUCAGCUACUUGGACCAAAACUUGAACAAGGCUGCCACACCUUACUUAACUGGGGAUGUUGUCUCAGUUGCUGAUGUUGUUUUGUGGGCUGCGCUGCAUCCGUUUUUAUCCGAAUCACCUCUAGCUUUGGGUGAACACAAGUCUGUGAGGGUUUGGUUUGACCAUGUGGCUACCUCACAGAGCUGCGUGUCAGCGGCUCAGAAAGUGCUGCAGGGAAAAGGCUUGCAGGCUAUGAAGAGCUUCAUGCAGAGACAGCCUGCCCCUCAGAGCAGCCAAUGCAAAGGCACGCAGUCAUGCAACAGCAGCCCCGCUGAGGAUGACGAAGGGGAGCGUGCGGUGUCACAGGAAGAGAUGGAGGCUGCUGCUCUGACCUGGAACAAAAGUUUAAAGGACUGUCCGUCGACCACAGACAGACUGCACCCAAUUCUGCCACAGGAAGGCAGACGGAACAUUCUGUUGACGAGUGCCUUGCCCUACGUCAACAAUGUGCCCCACUUGGGCAACAUCAUUGGCUGCGUUCUCAGUGCCGACGUUUUCUCCAGGUAUGGCCGUCUGCGAGGCUGGAACAUGCUGUUUGUGUGCGGCACAGACGAGUACGGCACCGCAACAGAAAACAAAGCCAGAGAGGAAGGCCUGACACCGCAGCAGAUCUGCGACAAAUACCACACCAUUCACGCCAGCAUCUACAAGUGGUUCCAGGUAGACUUUGACUUCUUCGGAAGGACCACCACGGAGAAGCAGACGGAGAUAGCCCAGGACAUUUUCUGGAGGCUCCACAAGAAUGGCUUCCUGGUGGAGGACACGGUGGAGCAGCUUCGUUGCGAGAGCUGUCAGCGUUUCCUGGCUGACCGUUUCGUUGAAGGCACUUGCCCCCACUGCAACUACCCAGACGCUCGCGGCGACCAGUGUGACAAGUGUGGGCGUCUCAUCAAUGCGGUGGAACUCAAGGCACCUCACUGCAAGGUUUGCAGUCAGACUCCAGUCAUCCGCUCCUCCAAACACCUUUUCCUGGACCUGCCAAAGUUAGAGGCUCAACUGGAGCAGUGGCUGGAGAAGUCCACCAGCACCGGAGACUGGACCUCCAAUGCCAAACAGAUCACUCGCUCCUGGCUGAGAGAUGGACUCAAACCGCGCUGCAUCACCAGAGACCUGCAGUGGGGAACGCCGGUACCUCACCCUGACUUUAAAGAAAAGGUGUUCUAUGUGUGGUUUGAUGCCCCCAUCGGUUAUGUCUCCAUCACUGCCAACUACACAGACAAAUGGGAAAAGUGGUGGAAGAAUCCAGAUCAGGUGGAGAUGUACAACUUCAUGGCCAAAGAUAAUGUGCCGUUCCACAGUGUGGUGUUUCCCUGCUCCCUUCUGGGAGCUCAGGAUAACUAUACACUGGUCAACCAUCUGAUUGCCACUGAAUAUCUCAAUUAUGAAGACACAAAGUUUUCCAAGAGCCGCGGUGUUGGCGUUUUUGGCGACAUGGCUAAGGACACGGGUAUCCCGUCCGACGUGUGGCGCUUCUACCUGCUCUAUGUGCGUCCAGAGGGGCAGGAUUCCGCCUUCUCAUGGGCCGACAUGGCUCUGAAGAACAACUCAGAGCUGCUCAACAACUUGGGCAACUUCAUUAACAGAGGCGGCAUGUUUGUUUCAAAGUUCUUUGAUGGCUGUGUGCCCGCGAUGGAGCUGCUGCAGGAAGAUAAGAAGCUCCUGGCUUUAGUGGGCUGGGAGCUCCAGCAGUACAUCCAGCUCAUGGACAAAGUCAAAAUCCGUGAUGCUCUGAAACACAUCCUCAACAUCUCUCGCCAUGGCAACCAGUACAUUCAAGUAAAUGAACCCUGGAAGAAGAUCAAAGGAGGAGAUGAAGAGCGGCAGCGUGCAGGCACCGUCACUGGCGUGUCCGUCAACAUGGCCUGCUUGCUGUCAGUCAUGCUGCUGCCAUACAUGCCAGCAGUCAGCCAAACCAUCAGGGAUCAACUCAAUGCCCCCCUUUACUGCGUCAACACUAUGCUGCAAGGCACCGGCGUCUUCGCAUGCGUGCUGGACGUGGGCCACCGCAUUGGAACCGUUAGUCCUUUGUUCCAGAAACUGGAGGUAGACCAGAUCGAGGCUUUGAAGAAGAGAUUUGGUGGACAGCAGCCUGAAGACGAGCCACCAAAAAAGAAGACGGCGUCUCAAAGCGCGACCAGCACACCCGCUCCCGGCGACACAGGUGUGGAGGUGACAGCUGCGAACACCAGAGCGGACCCGGAGAAAGCCAGCCAGCUGACGCAGGCCGUGGCUGAGCAGGGGGAGAAGGUGAGAGCCCUCAAAGCGCAGAAGGCAGACAAGGCGGUGGUCACGGCUGAAGUGGCCAAACUGUUGGACCUGAAGAAGCAGCUGGCCCUGGCGGAGGGGAAGAGCCCCGAAUCUGCACCCACCAAGGGCAAGAAGAAAUAAGACACAAAAGUCACAAACGGGUGGAGGUUAGUGGUAGGAGGGGGGGUGUAAGGUUUUGAGGUGCGAUAUCGGAGGGAAGGGAACAUGAUGUACACAGCGAGAUGAGGGUGUUAGCCACAGGCAAAGCCGUGACGGGAUCUAAGACAACGUGGUGUUGGCACUGAGGGCUAAUGAAAUGCUGGCGAGGCCGGCGGGGAAAUGAAAACACACAAAGGGAGUCAAAUGAAUUCUGCUACAGAAUGGAGGGAUUUAAAAAAUCCCUCCACCAAGAGAAACUGAUUUGAUACUCUCCCUGCGAUAUUAGUCUCUCGGAAGGUGCGUUGCGCAUUUAAAAAUGUUUUAUCCUUUCUGUAUAGAACCGUUUUAACUAUAAACACUUGGGUUAUCUUAAAUUGUCUUUCCUGCAAAUCAUGUCAACACUUUUCUAGCAAAUACAUCAACUCAUGCAUUAACAAGUCAAUAAACAGACAAUCUGAAAACAUUUCUUCAUUUAUUGCCACUGUUGUCAUUACAUUAACCGAUAAGAAGCCCGAAAAUAAAAUUCAUGAAUUAGCCAUGCAUAUGUGUAGUAAUAAAUUUGGUGACUUAAAAGUAGACAAAUUUAACAGUACAAAUGUGUAGAGUAGACUGAUUACAGUUCUAUAAAAAUAGUAAGUGGUGAAAAGCCACCCGUUCCCAGAUUAAAAAAGGUCACCUUUACAAAGCAAAGCUGCUGUAUAUCAAUACGGUCAACGGUUAUAGAAAAAGCCACAAAAAAAAAAAGUUUGCCAUAAAAAUAGUCAUACUUGUAGCGCAUAUUGAAAACUUCCUGAGCUCCUUCACUCUCCGCACUUUGGGGGCAAAUAAUCUCUGCUAGCCAGAUUGCAGCCCUUUUAAAAAAAAGAGGCAUUACAAUGAAUUGCAAAGAUGGUGUGAAGGAAAGACAAUGAACGUACAAAUCAAACACUUCCUACACGGCUUCUUUUAUCCCCAAACAUUCCCAGCUGCUUUGUGAUGCACACACACAAAGACCCUUCUGUUCUUUUUCACAUGCUGUGUCUUUCUUCUUUGCCGCUGUGAUUAUUUGGCAGCGUUUUGACUUCCAUCACACUCUCAACCUUAAAAUAUCUUUGGUUUUCAUACUUUCCAGUCUCAAGGAGCAUUUCGUACGCGCACACACUUUUCCAUCUGAUUCUUGAAGAUUUCCUGGCUUCACUUCCUGGUGUUGACAAGUCUCUCAAUGAGCGCCCGACGUGUCCGCUGUACUUCCUCUCCCAGCCUCUCGAUCUCAGCUUUCAAACGCUCAUUCUGCUCAGUCAGCUCUUGCACCUUCCUCUCGUUCUCCUGCUCCCUCUCUUUGCGACUCUUUUUGGCCGACAAGUAUGACGAGGACGUACGCUGAGUGGAGACGCCCGAGGACGGCAAGGCACCGUUGUUGUUGAGCCUCUCGCUGGCGGCGCUCCUCUUGCGCUUGCCUUGGCGCAAGGGCGAGUAGAUUGACGGGGACGAGACGGGCGACGAAGGGGACGAGCAGCGCUGGGAAGGCGACUCUGAGGCGGAGGAGGAGGAGCAGGACGGGGAGUCUGGGA
This is a messenger RNA of Dunckerocampus dactyliophorus (ringed pipefish), 4467 nucleotides long. RefSeq names its product methionyl-tRNA synthetase 1 (gene mars1). NCBI's taxonomy places the organism in Eukaryota, Metazoa, Chordata, Actinopteri, Syngnathiformes, Syngnathidae. Gene Ontology annotation, cellular component: aminoacyl-tRNA synthetase multienzyme complex; cytosol. Gene Ontology annotation, biological process: methionyl-tRNA aminoacylation. The coding region runs from base 119 to 2899 and encodes 926 amino acids. The record is from RefSeq and is a predicted model, not a curated record. The transcript has 22 exons. Gene Ontology annotation, molecular function: methionine-tRNA ligase activity; ATP binding.